Messenger RNA from Symbiodinium natans, 534 nucleotides. NCBI's taxonomy places the organism in Eukaryota, Dinophyceae, Suessiales, Symbiodiniaceae. The record is from the annotation of a GenBank genome assembly.
AUGCCUGAACUUAGUGAGGCGACCCAGACCUUGUGGCUCCAGUUCGCUUUCCGGCCCUCUCCAACGCACCUUGUCGCCUCGCAGCUGCACACCCUCGCAAUGGCAGACUCCGCCUCGGACGUGGAACAAGGCUCCGAGCUCCUUGUUGGGGAAACCAGGCGCCCCUCUGGGCGCGUCGUGGCCGGCCUGGGCUUUCUGGGCUUCGCCUUGCUGGCUCUGGGCUUCCUCGCCGGCCGCAUGACGAAGCCAGAGCAGCCAGCGAGCCUCGGCGGCGUGAUCCAGCGCUUCGCAGGGAUCGACAAGGUCGUGGACAGCAUCUUCGCAGAGUUCGACAAAAACGGUGACAAGACCCUGGACAUGGAUGAAACGAAGGGCCUCCUCAAGGAGGUUGUCGCGCAGCAAGGAGGUGAAGAAAGAAGCGAGAAGGAGAUUCAUGAAGCCGCCAAGGAGCUUGACAAGGAUACCUCGGGAGGGGUUCACAAGGCCGAGUUGAAGCAGCUCAUCCAGCACAUGUUUAAGGGGUUUCACUCAUGA